UAAUGAUUUGAUUCACCCGUUGGGAACUCUGUUUAGAACUUCGAGCUCUUUUGUGGAGAUCGAUUCUUCUGCGGUUGAUCAUGGUGUACCACUCAAGUUUUGUUAAUGAGGAAGGCAUAACAAAAGCUUGUGGGUGCCCUCUGCUUCCUUUGAAAAGCCAUAUAAAGGGUCCUGCACCAGUUUCAGAUCAAGAUAAAACUGAUAUCAUUGAUGAAGCAAUCACAUUCUUUCGUGCCAAUGUCUUCUUCAGAAACUUUGAUAUCCAGAGCUCAGCUGACAAGCUUCUCAUUUAUUUGACAUUUUACAUCAAUGUUGCUUUGAAGAGGCUUGAGGGCUGCAGAACACUGGCUGAGGGGACCAAAGCUAUCAUUAGCUUGGGUCUUGAGAAGGUCCCUGUGCCUGGAGAGCCUGGUUUUCCCUUUGCAGGACUUUUUGCACUUCCCAAGUCUCAGCAAGAAGCAGAGCUAUUUAGGGACUAUCUGAAGCAGAUAAGGGAGGAAACAAGUGGAAGGCUACUCAGUGUUGCAUACAGGCCAAAUGGAACUCCAAACAAAUGGUGGUUGGCAUUUGCCAAGAGGAAAUUCAUGAAUAUUAUUGUCCCCUAAAGCAUUGAUUACAAGAGAACACACUCUUACAAGGACUUGGAAGUCCUACAUAAGCUUCAUCAAGUGUGACAGAUAUAUAUAAGGAUGAUCUGUAUUUGCUUACUGCUUGUAUUCCAA
This is a messenger RNA of Telopea speciosissima, 722 nucleotides long. Its product is annotated as actin-related protein 2/3 complex subunit 3. Lineage: Eukaryota; Viridiplantae; Streptophyta; Magnoliopsida; Proteales; Proteaceae. Gene Ontology annotation, biological process: Arp2/3 complex-mediated actin nucleation; regulation of actin filament polymerization. Bases 81 to 605 code for a protein of 174 amino acids. The record is from RefSeq and is a predicted model, not a curated record. The transcript has 4 exons. Gene Ontology annotation, molecular function: actin filament binding. Gene Ontology annotation, cellular component: cytoskeleton; Arp2/3 protein complex.